CUUCAGUUUGGUUUGGAGGCAGAUAUUCCUUGGUGCUAGGAGAACUCUUGGCACCUUGUACUUUCUUGUUCCCCUGUCGUGAUGUGGAUUGGGUCUACAGGACCACCUUUCCUCCACCGGCUCACGUCUCUGCUCUGUUGGGGCUCGCUCUGUGUCUGUCUUGUUGAACCCCUGUGGCUUUCCUAGUUUGAGUAGUUCCUGGCAUUUCAGGUUGCGUUGUCUUUCUGAGGGCAUUCCUGGGAGUUUGGGUUUGCCCUUGACCUUCUGCACCUGUGUGGCCUGUGUCUCUGGCCACUCACACGGGUGGGGGCGGGGGCGGCUGCCCAGAGCCUUCUUGCGGGGGCAGGACCUCUUAGAUCCCUAGUAACCCAUCCUUGGGCUGGAGCCUGGCGCUCAAGGCAGUACCGGGGCCCUAGGCCCUCUGUCACAUGCCCUCAGGAAAUGGGAUCCUGAUGAAAGCGGAUGGAAGGGAAGGAGAAAUAGACAAAAUCAGACUCUGGUUGUAGAUGUCAGACCCCUCCUGACAAGUGAUCGAGCCUCUGGACGUGAGGUUGGCACAGCGAUGGAGUUGCUGGGGGCGCCCCCUGCCAGCAGGGCCCCAUGCUCCAUGGCGUUCCCAACCCUCGGCACUGUCUGCGCAGACCACACCCUUUCCCAGGCACUUCUGGGCUUUCAUGGAGACUGGUGGUCUCCCGACCACGUGGACUGGAAACUAGGGACUGCAGGAUAACCAUUCAGUCUUCACGUGCUUCAACGCUGAACAGUGAGUGGGUUACUUAGGAAACAGAAUGGUGUACUAAACCUGGUGAACGUGGACACGGCAUGGCUGAGCUGGUGCUCACGGCCUUCUCAUCAGCAUCAGGAGCCCUCCCUUCAGGGUGUCUGAAGAGAUAGCAAAAUGAACCCAAAACAAACAGAAGGAAGGAAAUAAUAACCAAAAUCCGUGAGGUAGAAAAGUGAUGAAACAAAACCUGGUUCUUUGAAAAGAUCAAGAAAGUACCCGGCAGGCAAAGCUCCACUGGGACAGACAGAAAAGGCUGAUCACACAGAGACAUGGGCCCGUCCCCGCAGAUCCCGGGGACCGCGAGGGUGCACGGCCAUGGGCACUAACACUGGUCACGUCCUCAUAGCUGGUCCCCGCAAACCACCAUGGGGAGCCUUUUAUGAGAACAUCCCCGUGACUGGAAGGGAAACGAGUUCACACUUGAACGUCCCCCAAAAAGGGACUCUCCAGUCCUAGGUGGGGAAUUUCAUUGGAGAAUUUUACCAAAUGUUUCAAGAAUUCAUACGAAUUCCCCAGUGUCUUCCAGGAAAUAGGAAGAGGAGGGACUGUUUUUCCAUUGAUCUUAUUAGGAAGCCAGUGUUACCCUGAUACCAAAAUCGGAGUCUGUACAAAAACAGGAAACUGCAAGGUGUAGCUACGCCCCUCACGAGGGCAGACGCAGACUGAGCAACACAGCAGCAUGGAGAGCCGCCCUCACUCGGAGAGUCGUGCACCACAGCCAUGGAGGGUUUAUUCCAGGGACGAGGCCGGUUCGCCGUUCCACAGCUGGGUGACGGUCUGCCACGUCACGGGGCCAGCAAGAGCAGUCGGCGCCCCGGCCAGCAGCGCAGGGAGGACUGCUCGUGGUAGGCAGCGUGGGCUCGUGCGCCGGGGCUGCAGGCGCGGAGCCGGUGAGGACAGCCAAGGCCGUGGCAGACGGAGAAGCAGAGCCGUCACGAGUGUGUGGGUUCCGCACGGCUCCUCCCGGGAAGCCCAGUGAGGCUUUCACAGACAAGGACGAGCUCAUGGUGACGUUUAUUUGGGAAGCCAGAGGACCUCGAGUGGCUGAAAGAUCUGUAACGGAACGGGUGUGGGAGGCGUCGCGCACACACACAGCCCCCCCCCCAGCUUUGGGCUUAAUGUUGUAGCUGCUGAAACCAGCACUGCCUGGUGUCGGAGCCGAAUAGAGCAGGGGACCCACAAGUGGACCCGCACACGCAAGGCCAGCGGAUUUUUGACAGGUGCAAAACCACCGCAGACGGUGCUGGAGCGAUGGGCUGUCACAGGCAGAAAAGUGACCUCACCCUCAUCCUCACGCCUCACACGCCGGGGGCUCCACACUGGUGCCGGACUGAAGCGUAAACACUAGACGCUUCAGUGCCUGGAGGAGGACAACAUGGAGGGGAAGGUCUCUGGAACCCAGGGCGUGGUUUCAUGUCACCACGAACCACAGUGGAGAUAACAGUGCGUUGUCCGUCAUCAUCACAAAGUUUGCUUCACUGAAGACUGAAGGCUGGAAAGACGAGCUACGGACGUAGAAAACACGUGUUUGAGCCCCGUGUUUGCUCUAGAACUGACACUGGGGGUACAUAAGCACAGCCACAGACAAAAAGCCGUCCGCUCACGAUGUGGGAGUGGCGUGUGGGGCACCCAGCACAGGGGCCACCUGGCCGGGGGCCACCAGGGGUGUGGCGUGGCCACAGUGGAAGCUGUGUGGGUGGCCCCAGGUGCUGGUGGGGGUGUGAGAUGGUGCGGGCGCUCCACCACAGAGCCGGGCGGUUUCCAACCAAAGUGAGUGUGCAGCGACCAGGUAUCCCAGAGUCGUGGCAAAACUUCGUUCGCGGUGUUCGUAGCAGCUUUGUAACUGCCCAAAACCAGAACCAGCCCUGAGGUCCUCCCGGGGGCCUGGGAUUGAACACACCGCGUUGCGUCUCGGCCACAAAAUGCUGCUCAGCAAUAAAAGGAGCAGGUCCUGCUUGAGAAGCACCAACGGCAGAGCUGAUACUCUUGAUUCCGCCUCUAGAACAUUCUUGGAAUGACGGUCCGGGGCGGGGGCGAGGUGGAAGCAGAUGAGCGUUGUGAUCUGGUGCUUACAUGCAUCUGUGCGUGUGCUCGCUGCAGGCGUGUGCGCACACACGCUGGUGUGCAUCCAUCUGUGUACGUGGUGGUCAUGCGUGCACACACACGCUGGUGUGCGUCCAUCUCGUACGUGGUUGCCGCGUGCACGCACACGCACACGCACACACACUGGUGUGCACACAUCUGUGUACGUGGUGGUCAUGCGUGCACACACACGCUGGUGUGCGUCCAUCUCGUACGUGGUUGCCGCGUGCACGCGCACGCACGCACACACACUGGUGUGCACACAUCUGUGUACGUGGUGGUCAUGCGUGCACACACACGCUGGUGUGCGUCCAUCUCGUACGUGGUUGCCGCGUGCACGCGCACGCACACGCACACACACUGGUGUGCACACAUCUGUGUACGUGGUGGUCAUGCGUGCACACACACGCUGGUGUGCGUCCAUCUCGUACGUGGUUGCCGCGUGCACGCGCACGCACACGCACACACACUGGUGUGCACACAUCUGUGUACGUGGUGGUCAUGCGUGCACACACACGCUGGUGUGCGUCCAUCUCGUACGUGGUUGCCGCGUGCACGCGCACGCACACGCACACACACUGGUGUGCACACAUCUGUGUACGUGGUGGUCAUGCGUGCACACACACGCUGGUGUGCGUCCAUCUCGUACGUGGUUGCCGCGUGCACGCGCACGCACACGCACACACACUGGUGUGCACACAUCUGUGUACGUGGUGGUCAUGCGUGCACACACACGCUGGUGUGCGUCCAUCUCGUACGUGGUUGCCGCGUGCACGCGCACGCACACGCACACGCUGGCGUGCACACAUCUGUGUACGUGGUGGUCAUGCGUGCACACUCACGCUGGUGUGCGUGUGCCGGCUGGCGCCGCCCAGCUGUGUGAGCUGGGACCCCGGGGCCUGCAGGUGGCUAUGCGUCUGUUUCAAAAUCAGCAGUUAAAGAAGCAGCUGUGCAUUCUGAGGGUGAGUGGGGAUGCAGUGCCUGUGCUUGUCCCCACGUGCGUACACACUGUCCCCCAGCCCCUGUGGACGUGAAGGCCUCGAGACGGCAGCCAUCACGUGUUUGGACACUCAACCCAUUGUGAACUGUCU
Molecule: messenger RNA, 3957 nt
Organism: Ailuropoda melanoleuca (giant panda)
Lineage: Eukaryota; Metazoa; Chordata; Mammalia; Carnivora; Ursidae
Product: cysteine-rich PAK1 inhibitor-like
Exons: 2
Coding region: 2799-3749 (316 amino acids)
Source: RefSeq, a predicted model, not a curated record